Molecule: messenger RNA, 552 nt
Organism: Psylliodes chrysocephalus
Lineage: Eukaryota; Metazoa; Arthropoda; Insecta; Coleoptera; Chrysomelidae
Source: the annotation of a GenBank genome assembly
AUGGACAAUUUAAUAGAUUACGGGCUUCGUCUAACUUUGGCUCUUUACGGAAUACCUAAAGAUGAGCUCACCAGCGUUAAACCUGCGAUUGAGCUUGUCCAAAGCUAUCGAGCAAAAAUGUAUGCUGAAGCCUCCAAUAAUAAAAAAGUCGAUCUUGCACGUAUAAUUCCGACUGAGUUAACCGAGCAUAUCAAGCGUGUCCAAUUCCAAGUACAGGCUUGGUACGGUUCACAAGGUCAAGACGAGACCUUAGAUCCGUUGGAAUGGGGGUGGGAAUUUGUGGAUGGAGAGCUCAGUCCUGUCACCAUGACCCAGGAAGCCGGUUCCGAGGAAAUUUUGAACAAAAUUUCUUGUUCUUGUCAAACCGACUGUGGCACGAGGUGCGGGUGCUGCCGAAAGGGGUUGGAGUGCUCACUUGCAUGCAAUCAUUGCGAUGGCAAUUGCUCAAAUCAAAAAGGCACUUCCAAUGGGGCCGAGGAUACUGACAAGGAAGAAGAUGAGGAAGGGAUAGAAGAUAAAGAAGGGGAAGAAGAGUUUGAACAAGAUGUUUAG